UCAGUAUACUAUUGGGAUUUGGGGAGAGAGGUGUUUAAGUACAGGUGCAUCAAUAGAAUUCAUCGAAAGAUCUGAUCGGACUUGCGGCCUGCGGUUUCCCCUCUUCGACUCAAUUGUUCUUCUCCACCCUUCUUCUGAAAGCAAUCCCAAAAAGCCCAUCAUAACCGCUUCCGGUUCCGUUCAAACGACGAUCGCCGACGCCCUUUCUCCGCUUGCAUCUCGCCUCUGCCUGAAAAGCUUCACCCCUUUCUCUCCCAACUCCACGCGGAGUAUCCUACACGUCUCUUUCUAGGGCGCUUUACCCGAUUUCAUCUCAGCCUUGGCCUGUCAGUGCUUCGUCGAUAGUAAAUAUGUUUUUCGAUGGAUAUGGUUACCAAGGAACAUCAUUCGAGCAAACGUAUCGGUGUUAUCCUGCAUCUUUUAUUGACAAGCCUCAUAUAGAAAAUGGAGACAAAAUUAUAAUGCCUCCAUCUGCUCUUGACCGCCUUGCAUCUCUACAUAUCGAGUACCCGAUGCUGUUUGAACUUCACAAUGCUGCGGCUGAGAGGGUGUCUCAUUGUGGUGUUUUGGAGUUUAUUGCAGAAGAAGGCAUGAUAUAUAUGCCAUAUUGGAUGAUGGAAAAUUUGUUGUUGCAAGAAGGAAGCUUUGUACGAGUGAAGAAUGUUUCUCUUCCUAAGGGCACAUAUGUGAAAUUGCAACCCCACACAAAAGAUUUCCUGGAUAUUUCCAACCCAAAAGCCAUCUUGGAGACAACACUCAGGAACUUCUCAUGCUUAACCACAGGAGAUAGUAUCAUGAUGGCUUAUAACAAUAAAAAGUACUACAUAGAUAUAAUCGAGGCGAAGCCAUCUAACGCUAUUAGUGUCAUUGAAACAGACUGUGAAGUUGAUUUUGCUCCUCCUCUUGAUUAUAAGGAACCUGAAAGACCUGUCUCUUCUCUUCCAAACAAGGCCCCUGCUGAAGGUGAAGAGAGUCAAGUUGAUGAUAUACCCAAGUUCAACCCUUUUACGGGUGCAGGAAAACGAUUGGAUGGAAAAUCUUUGAAGUAUGACCCACCACCCGCUUCCCCGUCUGGACUCAAAACUGAGGCAACCAAAACUUCUUCCCCUGCAUCAUCAAGCACUCGAAGUACAAAUAGUCAAUCUCAAGGGAAGCUUGUGUUUGGCUCGAAUGGGAACCGCCAGCGUGAAACACCCAAGAAAGAAACUGCUAAAGAAGAACCGCAAAAGAAAGAAGAGCCAAAGUUUCAACCUUUCACUGGGAAAAAAUACUCACUGAGGGGCUGACUGUAAUUAUGUUCCCAAGUUAAAUGCUCUGCAUCUGACAAAUUGAUUUCAUGCCCCUUAACUCAAGUGUGAAUGUUAGAUGGUACAAAGCUGUUGAUUGGUACCUUUUCGGCAUAUUUUUGUGCUGUAUGAUUUAACUUAUGAACUUCUCCGGCACAUAAAUAUGAAAAUGGUUUGGAUUGUUUGCUACUAAUCAUAAUUUAGUUCAUUCUUUUUUGGCUUAAUAUAAAUGUGUUACUACCUUC
Molecule: messenger RNA, 1531 nt
Organism: Cuscuta europaea
Lineage: Eukaryota; Viridiplantae; Streptophyta; Magnoliopsida; Solanales; Convolvulaceae
Source: the annotation of a GenBank genome assembly